This is a messenger RNA of Ornithodoros turicata, 3471 nucleotides long. RefSeq lists its product as uncharacterized. The coding region runs from base 924 to 3350 and encodes 808 amino acids. Lineage: Eukaryota; Metazoa; Arthropoda; Arachnida; Ixodida; Argasidae. The record is from RefSeq and is a predicted model, not a curated record. Gene Ontology annotation, molecular function: serine-type endopeptidase inhibitor activity. The transcript is spliced from 3 exons.
CACAAUUAAGAAGCCAUUCUGUAUUGCACACCGAACACGUGCUCGAGAGGCACUCGACAACACACAGCUAUCGUGUCUCUUCCCAUUGUUGGAACUGAUUACGUGAGCAAACAUCGCUCUCCGAGCUCAUUGAGUGCAGACGGGGAAACACAUGAUCGCCAAUGAAGCAACACGAGAGGGAGAAGCACUAAGGAGCUGCCGACUUGGGACUCCGGCUGAGCAGUUUAAUUAAAAAGAUAAAGGAGAAAUCCAGGGAUGAUGGCUCAACCCUUUGUUGGACUGACUACUCCAGACGCUUAGUCUGGCAAGGUGUCGGGGAAUCUCCACCUUCGUCCUACCGUCGUCUUUUGAAGCUCACACAGAGCAACCAUCCAGAAAGAACAUAUCUGAUGUGUAUCGUCCAGGGUUCCAUGCCUCGGUGAUUAGAUAUCUCACGAAAUUCUCUGGGACCGAUUAUCACAUCCGUAAUCACCUAUAAUCUGCGGUGUGAAGACCACGAACAGUAGCGCUGUUAUCAAUUUUUCAAGAAUAACGAGCACAAGGAAAUCACUCUAUUUCUACGUCGUCAUUUAAGUGAACCGCUUUGUUCUACUCUACUCUACUCUACUGUACUGCUAUUUGAAAGGAAGCGUCGAGGGAAGUUAUACACUCCCAUCCAGUCCACGUCACUCAACCGCGUCAGCACCGUGGGAACACGGCAUAGUCAUCGCACUUCUACCUACUAACUUUCCCACGUCGUUGGCGACACUAAACAUUCACUGCGACAGGCAUCUCAGCAGGUCUACUAAGUGAGGGAAGUGGUGUUGCCUCCCUGAUAAGCAGGUAGUAGGUUGCCGCCGGAAACAGGUUGCCUCGCUCUGCCAGCUACACGAUUUAACGGGUAUUCAUGUAAGUAGCAUCGUACCCUUCACAACAUCAGGACCAUGUCACGGGCGACCCUUCUCGUUCUCGCUUUCAUCGCUGGAGUACUCUCAUCCGAGGACGACAGCUCAGGUCGCUGGGCAAACGCAAAUAACGUCUUCGGAAUCAACCUUCUCAAAGCACUUCCUCCGCAAGUGAAGCAUGUCUUUCUAUCGCCUCUUAGCUUGAGUGUGGCGAUGGCGAUGGUCUACCAUGGUGCAAGAGGUGUGUCGGAAAGAGAACUGACCAGUGUUCUGGGCUACGAGGCAGCUGGUCUCCGUGGACGGGAAGAUGUCUUGUCAGCCAUGCGGAAGUCUCUUAGUCGCGUGAGACUUGGUAUCAACAACAACGUGGCCGUAGACAUUGCCAACGCUCUGCUGGUAAGCAAGAAGUUUCCUGUCGCGGAGUCGUACAGAAAAGACGUGCAAGACGUCUUUCGAGCACUGUUUAAAGAGGUCGACUUCGCGGAAGAAUCUGCAGGUGUAGUUUCAGAAGUCAACGAGUGGGUGUCGACUAAGACAAGAGGCAAGAUUAACCGAGUCGUCAGCGAACUGCCGCAACGAGCCGCACUUUUCGUCAUGAAUGCCGUCUACCUCAAGGGCGACUGGAAAACAGAAUUCCUUGCGGGCCGCACAACGAGACUUCCGUUCUACAACUAUGGUGUCAGACGGAUCCUAGUAGACACUAUGGAGGAGACUAACAGGUACAGCUACGCUAAAAACGACGAACUUAACGCAGAUAUCGUGGAACUACCCUACCAAGGAAAUCAAUUCAGUAUGGUCAUCUUCCUUCCUCGAGAUCGCAAUGGACUCAACGCACUCAUAGCCGGACUGACCGCGGCAAAAAUUCAGAACGCCGUCAGUCACCUCGUCCGAACGAAUGUUAACCUGUGGUUGCCAAAGUUCAAACUGGAGUCUGACUACAGCCUCGUUCGAGAACUGAAAGGUCUUGGUGCAGCGUCCAUCUUCACAGACAAUGCCAAUUUAACCGGAAUCAAUGAAUCGGGAAACUUGACCUUAAGUGACGUGAUCCACAAGGCGGCGGUUGAAGUGAAUGAAAAAGGAAGUGAAGCUGCCGUGUUCACUGGGUUCAUAUUUGUACCAAGGAUCAACGUUCGUAGAAAGAUUGAGUAUUUCCACGUGGACCAUCCCUUCUUCUUCUUGAUUCGGCACAAGCUAUCCGACACUAUUUUCUUCAUGGGUACCGUUAAUGAGCUAACUUCGCACGAACCCUUAACAACAAUCUGCAGGCAAACAACCAUGCUAGGAAGAGCCCUUCUCGUUUUAGCUCUUACCGCAGGAGCGUUCUCAUCUUCGGAUGAGAGCUCCCUCCGGCUGGCCGAAGCCAACAACAUCCUGGGCGUCAAUCUUCUCAAGGCACUGCCUGCAAACAAGAACCAUCUGUUCAUCUCGCCGUUCAGCGUCAACAUGGCAAUGUCUAUGGUCUACCACGGUGCACGAGGUGUUUCUGAAAGGGAACUGUCAAGAACUCUUGGCUACGAAGCAGCUGGUUUUCAAGGAAGAGAAGGUGUGUUGUCAGCCAUGCUGAACUUCUUCCAGGACGCAAGUCUUCAGAGCAACGACGUCACACUUGAAGUCGCCAACGCCGUUCUGGUCAACGAAAGCUUUCCUCUUGUGGGCUCUUACAAGAAAGACCUGCAAGACGUCUACCGGGCGGUGCUCAAGGAGGUCAACUUCUUGAGAGACAGCAGAGCCGUUGUCUCCGAAAUUAAUGAAUGGGUGUCCCAGAAGACGCGAGGCAAGAUCGACAACGUCAUCAGCAGCCUUCCUGCGGACACGGUACUCUUCAUCAUGAACGCUGUCUACUUCAAAGGAGACUGGACGACAAAGUUCCUCGAAAGCCAAACGACCAAAUUACCUUUCUACAAUCGCGGCGAGGCAUCAAAGCUCGUGGACACGAUGAGAGGAACCAACCGAUACAGGUACGGGAGUGACUAUGGACUUAAGGCUGACAUCGUAGAACUUCCCUACAAAGGAGACCGAUUCAGCAUGCUUAUCCUGCUUCCACACGAACGUAAUGGACUGAGCCAGCUGGUAGAAGAGCUUACAGCUUCCAAGCUUCACGGUGCUGUAAGCAACCUGUACAGUACGAAAGUCGUUUUAAGCUUGCCAAAGUUCAAGCUCGAGUCCAAGUACAGUCUUGUGGAGCAACUCAAGGACCUCGGAGCGAAAUCGAUCUUCGAUGGUCGUGCAAACCUGACGGGCAUAAGCGAGUCCGCGAACCUAGUCGUGAGCGAUGUGAUCCACAAGGCUGUGGUUGAAGUGAACGAACAAGGCAGCGAAGCAGCUGCCUUCACGGGAGUCGUGAUUACGACCUAUUCAUCUAGCUCAUUUCAGAUCGAAUUCAACGUGGACCAUCCGUUCUUAUUUUUCAUCCGUGACAAGAGGACCAACAUGAUUCUGUUCACUGGAGCCGUCAACGAGCUGUGAUAACAAAAUGCAUAUUGUACGAUAUGAUGAUUCUGACAGAAAAUGACGACAAAAUAUUGGAGAGACCAUCCUUUCUCUACUUUAUUUGCGUUCCGAAUAAAGACCUUCAACGUAGAAAACA